AUGGCGCGGCGCCUUGCCGUCGUAUUGCUGGCCGUUGCCCAGGGGUCCUCAACCGCGGGCGACCCCGAGCAGCCCAACCGACAUCUGAACGGGGCCGUGCGCCAUCAGCUGGCCAUGGCCACUGCGAUGGCGGCGAAGGAGGGGCUGGCGGCUCCCAGGCCCAACGACACCGCCGGGUGCGUGGAGGCCGUGCGUUUCUACCGCCGGUACGGCAUCGAGUCUGGCAGCGUGGACAUAGUCUACGACGAAGGCUGCCCGGUGGGCCCCUGCUGCUUCGUGGACACGCCGUGCCGCUUCUGCGCGGCCGGCUGCGGUGGCGCGUGCCCGCCCGUGGCCAGGAGCAGCGAGGCGGCCGCCGCGGACGAGCUUUAG
This is a messenger RNA of Prorocentrum cordatum, 372 nucleotides long. NCBI's taxonomy places the organism in Eukaryota, Dinophyceae, Prorocentrales, Prorocentraceae. The record is from the annotation of a GenBank genome assembly.